Epinephelus lanceolatus (giant grouper) is the source of this 2401-nucleotide messenger RNA. RefSeq names its product serine/threonine/tyrosine kinase 1b (gene styk1b). Gene Ontology annotation, molecular function: transmembrane receptor protein tyrosine kinase activity; ATP binding. Gene Ontology annotation, cellular component: plasma membrane; signaling receptor complex. Lineage: Eukaryota; Metazoa; Chordata; Actinopteri; Perciformes; Serranidae. Gene Ontology annotation, biological process: cell surface receptor protein tyrosine kinase signaling pathway; positive regulation of kinase activity; multicellular organism development. The record is from RefSeq and is a predicted model, not a curated record.
UUCAGUGAAACAGCUAAUGACAGAAUGGAGUCGAGGACACUCAAAGAAAAGGCAGGGCGAGACCGUGGACAUCUAUAAACCUGACAUCAGUUGAUGCAUCAAUUUUUAAAACCUGAGGAGGGAGGCAGAUAGGAGGAAGAAGGAAACGGUAAAUAGGAGAGCACAGGGACAAGGUGUAGGUGAGGAGGGUGGAGUUAAGAAAACACACACACAACGUGGAGCAUAGACAAACAGAGCGCAGCGCAUUGAUCCCCUGAGCCGGACAGGUCGCCUGAGAAAAACAAGACAAUAAAGAUCUGAGCAGCACAACAUAUUCAGCUGGGAGGAUGUGUGAAAAGUGCCUGGCCUUGUGAAGGAGGGGAACAUGAGCCUGGAAUAACAGGAUUGGACAUUUUCUUUUGGGAUAUAAAACACAACUGAAGGAGCUGAGGAUGUCUUCAGUAUCAGAGGCAGACUUCCGUUGCAAACAUGGAGAUACUAUCUGUGAGAUCCGUGUGUAUGAGCAGGAGGUGAUUGUUGUGCCCAUCCUGCUGCUGGCCAGCUUCCUGGUCACCCUGGUCUUCAUUUUGCUGCUGCGCUUUUGUCCGGAGAAAGUCGAUCGCAUCCGUCCACAGGCCUCAAAGCUGACCACCAGGAGAGUGCUGCAUGGCAUUGAUGCUCCACCAGGUCUCAAUGCCCUGGAGCAUGAAAGCAUUGCUCUGGACAUGCCCAGUUCCUACUCCACCUUCCACCCCCCAAACACGUACUACUCCAAAAACCUCUCCACGGCUGUGGACACACCCGCGCUCCCACCCAACCCCCCGCCGCAGCCCUACAAGCCCAGUUUCACUCCCAUCGUCCAGCCCAGAGAGCUGCCACGUCAGAGGCUGCCCGAGUCCUUCAACCUGGUCACCCCUCUGCCUGCUGCCUUCUCCCUGCGCUCCGACACCUCAGUGUCCCUCUACAGGGCCCGCAUGGAGAACAGGAAUGUGGUGCUGCGAGUCCUAAACGACUCUGCUGACGCCACAGAGAGACACAGCUUCCUGGGCUUUGCAUCCUUCCUGGCCCAGCUGGGACCACACCCCUUCCUGCCAGAGCUUCUGGGUGUAGUCUCACUUCGAGCUCCUCUGGUUACAGUGGUGGAAGAGCUGGAGAACAGAGACCUGCUCAGCUACCUGUGGCGAUGCAGACAGGAACAUGUGGAUCCUCCAUGUGAGAUGACAGAGAGACGAAUAUUUACCAUGGCCAAACAGGUGGCCUCAGCAUUGGAGUUCCUUCACAGUAAAGACCUUCUCCACGGAAACAUUCGUGCCCGCAGCGUGCUGGUCUCCAAGGAGCACACCGCCAAGCUUUGGGGCCUGCAUGGUGUCUACACAAGGAAGAACCAGGGAACCACUCAGAGAGACGAUCCCAGCAUGAAGAAGUGGCAGGCACCAGAGCUGUUAGCCAGGAGACCUGCCAGUCAGAGCAGCGACAUCUGGUCGUUUGGCCUCUUACUGUUUGAAAUGGCAACACUGGGUGAAGCUCCAUUUGCAGAAAUCCCAGUUACUGAGCUUCUUCAGUUUCAUCAACGAGGGAAAAGUUUGAAAAAACCCUCCAACUGCUCCAACGCACUAUACUCCCUCAUUAAGGGCUGUUGCCAGUGGAAGGAUCAGGAUCGACCCACGCUGGCUGAGGUGAGCCGGAAGCUCCUCUCAGGAGAGAAAAGUGCCUCUGACAAAGUCCUCAAGGCGUCCGGGACAAUUAACAUUGAGCAAUACCUGCAGGAGGCAGGAUACGGGGAAGCCAACAGCUACACUGUUUUCUGAUCCGUGCGUGUGCCAGUACAAUAGUUGCACUAUUCUCCUCAGUGAUACCCCAACGUGCACUUCUACAGAACAAUGUCUCUCAGGUGCAAUAAAAGUGUUUCAGACUUGGUUAUUCAUUAUAUACAUUCUCCUACGUCAGUUUCACACAAUGGAAACAAGAAAAAACUGUUUACUGUGUAAGUUAUUUACUUUUGGGGGCUAUUUAUUUUCCUCUUAGUAAGACCUCAUUCAUGUGUGUCUUCAUCUGUCGAGGCAAAGCCUAACUCUUUCAGGUUCAGUUGGGGAAAUACACCUAGUAGUUUUGUAGUAGUGCACUUUAUGAUAUGUAAACUUGAUCUUUGUACAGCCGCUGCAUCCUGAACUUGUAGUCCAUACUGUUAGGACGGUUUACAGAUCCCAAAGCAAAUGUGUAUUAACAGAUGUAAUGUGUUAUAACCGUGUUUUGUACUGUUCUAUAUUUAGCAUUGUGGAAAUGAAGGGCACAUAAAUGUAUUUACAUGUAUUGACACUCACUGUUUUCUCUAUAAGCUCAGUUCAUGUGAACAUCUAUGGGCAAGAAAUGAGCUUAAACUGUUUACACAAAUUUAAAUGUGAAUAAAAUAUUACAAGUCCUA